ACGACCCAAGUUUCCGGGGACGCUAUUUACAGUUACUCCUAGGUUCCCCAUGUGAGGAAAAAAAUCAUGGCGACGGGGGAUACCAGUAACACGUUGGAGAGCUGUAUGAGUAUUCUUAACGAUAAAACAGCACAUCCAGAACAUUUUUUAAGUCUCCAGGAUGGCUUGGCAGCAGACUUCACAGCCCUCACAAAGACUCUGUACGAUUUGCACAAAGCCCAGCAGCCGGCCGGCUUCAAGAGCAGCCCGCUGGACCUGCUGGUAGUGGAGAACUUCGACGAGGAGCAGAUCUGGCAAGAGCUGGAGCUGCAGAACUGCCCUGCGCUCGGACAGUUUGAGGAGGCCGUGAGCCAGGUUACCGUGGACACAGGCCUCAGCCUUGUAGCAGAGGCCGAGGACGAAGGAGCCGCCGAGGAAGAUGACGAUGAUGACGACGACGAGGAUAAGGAUCUGAGUGAUGAGAUGGAUGAAGGUGAGGAAGAGGAGGAGGAGGACGAGAAUGACGCGGAACUCGGGAACGAGGAUGGAGACGGGUUCUCCGACGAGGACUCGGAUGUGGACUUUGACGUGGACGCGCUGGAGAAGAAGGCCAAGCAGAAGAUGGGCCAGAAGGGUUCUGCUGCCCAGAAGGGUUCCGCACCCAAACCUAAGUGGACGGAGCCGUCUGAGGUGGACGACAAGUUCUUCAAGCUGUCCGAGAUGGAGGCCUUCCUGGACGACAUGGACCGACGAGAGGGCAAAGACGACAAGGGCGGUGAAGACGUAGAUUACUUCCAGGACUUGCCCUCUGGAGAUGAGGAGGAAAUGACCUUUGAUAAACCAACGGUAUCAAAACGACAGAAACAGCAGAAAAGCUCACGGAACCUGAAAUAUAAAGACUACUUUGACUCGGUGGAUGAAACACAAACUCAGAACACAGCAGAUGAGGAAGACGAGGGGGAACCUGAUGAGGGUGGUGAGGAUGACGAAGAGUUUGAUGAAGAAGACAUGGAUGAGGAGGAAUUUGAUUUAGAGGCGGACGACAUCAACGACGAGGAGAGCAGACAGGCCAGAGACGCUCUGAAGAGAGUGACCUUUGACCUUCCAGAGGAGAGCGAGGGUGAAGAUAUGGAAGAUAUCUUUGGAGGGAAAUCAAAGUCCUCCGAUUCAAAGUCUUCAUUUGAGAAACGUCAGGACAAGAUGGCGGAGCGGAUCAGCGAGCUGGAGAACACGGCGCUGGAGGAGAAACCAUGGCAACUGACGGGCGAGGUGACUGCUCAGACCCGACCGGAGAACAGCUUGCUGGAGGAAGACGUGGCGUUCGACCAGGCGUCCAGAAUGGCCCCUGCUAUCACUGAAGAAACGACCAUGAAGUUAGAAGAAAUUAUCAAGCAAAGAAUAAAGGACCAGGUGUUUGAUGACGUGGUGCGGAAGGAGAAGCCGAAGGAGAAUGUGUUUGAGUACAAGAAGCGGCUCACGCUAGACCACGAGAAGAGUAAGCUCAGCCUGGCAGAGGUCUACGCACAGGAGUACGUCAAACUCACAGAGGAGAAGACGGAGGAACAAGAAAACCCAGCCCAUGUUGAGAUCCAAAAGAUGAUGGACUCUCUCUUCCUGAAGCUGGACGCUCUCUCCAACUUCCACUUCACACCUAAACCGACCAUUCCCGAGGUGAAGGUGGUCUCCAACAUGCCCUCCAUCGCCAUGGAGGAGGUGGCACCCGUCAACGCCAGCGAUGCCACGCUGUUGGCACCGGAGGAAGUUAAGGAGAAGAACAAGGCUGGGGACCUGCUUGGCGACUCGGAGAAGACGACCACCGAUAAGAAGCGAGAGCGGCGACAGAAGAAGAAGGUGAAGAGGCUGAAGAUCCAGGACAAGGAGAAGAGACAGAAGGUCAAAGCGGCCAAAACUGGAGAGAACAUCAAGACCUCCAAGACCUCCAAGACCUCCAAGGCCGAGGUGGCCGACACGCUGAAGAAGCUGACCAAAGGAGGCAAAGCCAAGAUCCUCACGAAUGACGGCAUGGACAAGGCUCUGCGGUCCUCGCAGGCUUUCUUCUCGCAGCUGCAGGACCAGGUGAAGUCGCAGGUGAAGGGCUCCAAGGAGCAGAGCGGCAAGAAGAGCAAGAAGAACCAGAAGGAGAUCUCUGGCAGCAAGCUCAAGUUGUAGCCCGCAGACUAAACGCUCUGGCUUAUAGUCAUGUACAGAUCUUUUUUUUUUAAUUAAUGUUAUUAUUAUUCAGAUGAUAUUACCUGUGAGUCCACUUCAUCUUGUCAUAAGAAAUUAAAGAGUCCCCUUGAUUUGUAAA
This is a messenger RNA of Sardina pilchardus (European sardine), 2287 nucleotides long. RefSeq names its product M-phase phosphoprotein 10 (U3 small nucleolar ribonucleoprotein) (gene mphosph10). Gene Ontology annotation, cellular component: small-subunit processome; sno(s)RNA-containing ribonucleoprotein complex; nucleus. Gene Ontology annotation, biological process: rRNA processing. The transcript has 11 exons. Lineage: Eukaryota; Metazoa; Chordata; Actinopteri; Clupeiformes; Clupeidae. The record is from RefSeq and is a predicted model, not a curated record. Bases 67 to 2148 code for a protein of 693 amino acids.